GUUGGUCUAAGUGGUGCCCUUGAGACACUAUGCGGCCAAGGAUAUGGCGCAAAAAUGUACAGGAUGCUAGGGAUACAUCUGCAGACAUCAUGUAUCAUAUCAUUCUUAUUUUCAAUAGUGAUUGCCGUUAUCUGGUGGUAUUCUGAUAUGAUACUGAUUUUACUUCAUCAAGAUCCCGACAUAGCAAAAGAAGCAGGGGUGUUCUUGAAAUUUCUUAUACCUGGAUUGUUUGCAUACGGUUUCUUGCAAAACAUUAUGAGAUUUCUUCAGGCUCAGUCGAUUAUCAUACCUCUUGUCGCGUGCUCAGUUGGAACUUUAGUUAUCCACAUUGGCAUUGCCUACACUUUAGUUCAUUGGACAUGUCUUGGUUUCAAGGGAGCAUCAUUAGCAGCUUCCAUUUCAAUCUGGAUUGCAGUUCUUAUGUUAGGUCUAUACGUACUUUUCUCCGAAAAAUUCAGCCAUAUCUGGGAGUAUGGUUUCUCAUUCGAGCCAUUUCAUCAAAUCUUUACAAACUUGAAGUUGGCUUUGCCCUCUGCUGCUAUGGUCUGUUUGGAGUACUGGGCUUUUGAGCUUCUUGUGUUAUUGGCUGGUUUGAUGAAAAACUCAGAAACAACUACUUCUGUUAUUGCAAUGAGUGUAAACACUGAAGCCAUUGCCUACAUGAUGUCUUAUGGUCUGAGUGCAGCUGCAAGCACUAGGGUGGCAAAUGAAUUAGGAGCUGGAAAUCCACACAAAGCUAAACAUGCUAUGGCUGUUACACUCCAGCUUUCUAUUAUUCUUGCUCUUAUAGUUGAUUUGGCUCUAUUUUUUGGUCAUAAUGUCUGGGCUGGCCUCUUCAGUGAUAGCGCGGAGAUAAUUAACAAAUUUGCCUCCAUGACGCCUCUACUGUUAAUAUCCUUUGUAUUCGAUUUCUUUCAAGGAAUUUUAUCAGGAGUGGCUAGGGGAUGUGGGUGGCAACAUUUGGCUAUGUGCAUCAACUUGGCAACAUUCUAUGUCAUUGGCAUGCCAAUAGCAGGUCUCCUUGCUUUCAAGUUUAAACUACAAGCUCAGGGUUUGUGGAUGGGCUUGAUAUGUGGUCUAGCUAGCCAAGCUUGUGGCUUAUUGCUGCUGACAUUGUUUACUAAAUGGGGAAAACUAGAGGGCUCAACAAAAAGCAAUAGAGAAAGUGAACUUCUAGCUUAAGAUUGAGUUCAUGAGAAUUGAUUUUUUUUGUAAAAUUUAUAUUAGUUGAGUGAUCGUGUGAGAAAUUAAUUCGACAAUAACUUGCGUAUUGGCCACUGGCGUGCUUGUUUGUUAUUAAUGAUUGAGGGCUUAUUGCAUAUGCCUUAAAUUCUGAACUCUUUAA
Molecule: messenger RNA, 1345 nt
Organism: Nicotiana tabacum (common tobacco)
Lineage: Eukaryota; Viridiplantae; Streptophyta; Magnoliopsida; Solanales; Solanaceae
Source: RefSeq, a predicted model, not a curated record